Molecule: messenger RNA, 501 nt
Organism: Aspergillus steynii IBT 23096
Lineage: Eukaryota; Fungi; Ascomycota; Eurotiomycetes; Eurotiales; Aspergillaceae
Product: DASH complex subunit HSK3 family protein
Exons: 1
Coding region: 1-501 (166 amino acids)
Biological process (GO): attachment of spindle microtubules to kinetochore
Cellular component (GO): DASH complex
Source: RefSeq, a predicted model, not a curated record
AUGCCUCCAUACCACCAAUACACCCACAGCGCCGGCACCGGCAUCCCCAACCCUUACAGCAACACCCGCCCCUCUUCCACCAACUUCCCCGCCACCGCAACCCCCUCCAUGCACAUGAACAUGAACAUGCACGGCACCACAAACCCAGCCUACUCCGGCUCCGGCUCCGGCUCCGCAGCAGGGACAGGGUCCAGCAUGUCCGCCACCAAAACGCGCCAGUAUGCGCAACUCCACGCCUCGCUGGCGCAGUUGAACGCGAACCUCUCGGACACGCAGAAUCUAGUGCGCAUGACGGCCGUGCAGGCGCAGGAUAUGCGGUUCUUGGGCGGGUAUGUCGGGGCGCUGUUUAUGGGGUCGGCGAAGGUGUUGGGCGAGGAGGGGGUUAAGGUUGGUUCUGGUGCUGGGGCUGGCACUGCUGCGAAAAGUGAGGAGGAUGCGGAUGCCGAUGGGGAUGUUUAUAUGGAUGGGGAGGGGGUGGUGAGGGUUAAGAGGGAGAGUUAA